Rosa chinensis is the source of this 2511-nucleotide messenger RNA. RefSeq names its product receptor-like protein 7. Gene Ontology annotation, molecular function: protein binding. The transcript is spliced from 3 exons. The coding region runs from base 1 to 2511 and encodes 836 amino acids. The record is from RefSeq and is a predicted model, not a curated record. NCBI's taxonomy places the organism in Eukaryota, Viridiplantae, Streptophyta, Magnoliopsida, Rosales, Rosaceae.
AUGUCAAUUGAGAACCUUACCCAAUUGGUUGACCUGGACGUGUCAUGGAACAGGUUCAAUAGUCCUAUCAGUCCUAUUCACUGGGAAGCCCUUGUUAAUCUGGAAAGCCUUGACUUCAGCAACAAUCUACUCUAUGGGAGUAUUCCAUCGUCUAUUGUUUCUCCUCCCUUGCUGGUUGCAUUAGCACUUUCUAAUAAUCAUUUCUCUGGUCAAGUCCCUGAAUUUUUCAAUACCUCUUCACAGUUACUUCGGAACCUUCUUUUGGGAAACAACAAUUUGGAAGGAGAAAUACCAACAUCUAUUUUUAAUCUUAAAGGGCUUAUGUAUCUUGAUCUUGCUUCAAACAACUUCAGUGGCUUCCCUUUCAGUGGCCCUCAGCAGCCUAGAACUCUUUCAUUUCUUGAUCUUUCCCACAAUAGCUUGUUGUUUGAUUAUAAUGGUACCAGUUCCCCCUUCCUUCAGAUUGAGAACUUGCUAUUGGCUUCUAACAAGUUGGUAGGACUCCCAGAUUUCUUAAAAAAUCAAUCCACACUUUCGAAAUUAGACCUUUCGGGAAACCAGAUUCAAGGCCAGAUACCUAAUUGGAUUUGGAGGCUCAAUUCUCUUGGACUCCUAAAUCUCUCUUAUAAUUCCAUUGUAAAUCUAGAACCUCUUCUUCCUAAUUCUACUUUUACUUUGUUUUCUCUUUACCUUAAUUUCAACAAGAUUCAGGGUAUCCACUCCUCAUAUGCCUUCCUUCAGAUUGGCCGCUUGGGUUUAGCUUCUAACAAGUUGAGAACAUUCCCAGACUUCUUGAGAAAUCAGUCCACAUUAAAUUACUUGGACCUUUCAAAUAACCAAAUUCAAGGCCAGAUACCCAAUUGGAUUUGGAGGCUCAAUUCUCUUCAAGAACUGAAUCUUUCUUGUAACUCCUUGGAAACUCUUGAAGCUCCAUUACCUAAGGCUAAUUCUUCUACUGUUGUGACGUCACUUGAUCUUCAUUCAAACCAGCUUCAGGGACAAAUCCCAUUGUUCCUACCAUUUGCCCAUUUUCUGGAUUACUCAAGAAAUAAUUUUAGCUCUAGUCUACCAGCUGACAUUGGCAGUUUUAUCUCUCAAACUAAUUUCCUCUCUGUGUCAAGAAAUAACUUGCAUGGAACCAUUCCAAGAUCAAUUUGCAAUACAACUGGUAUGGUUCUAGAUCUGUCCUAUAAUUCUUUGAGUGGUAUAAUUCCGCAAUGCUUGACUCAACUUCCGCUUUCAGUCCUUGAUUUAAGGACAAACAACCUCACUGGCUCUAUUCCUGAUAAUUUUCUUGAGCAUUGUAAGCUACAAACUCUUGAUCUCAGCAGAAAUAAUAUACAAGGCCAGUUUCCGAAAUCUCUUGUCAACUGCUCAAGUUUAGGGGUUUUAAAUCUCAGAAACAAUCAGAUAACAGAUACUUUUCCGUGCCUGUUGAUGACCAUAUCCACCUUGCGUGUCCUUGUUUUAAGAUCCAACAAUCUUUAUGGUAGCCUAGGAUGUCCCAAGACCAACAGCACUUGGCCUGUGCUGCAAAUCAUAGAUUUAGCACACAACCACUUGAAUGGUGAAAUACCGGCAACGUCUUUCGCAACAUGGCAGAAAAUGAAGGCUAAUGAAGAUGAUGGUAAUCUGGUAUUUUCGUACACUCCCCUGUACACAACAGAGACUAUUGGGAUGGAUGUUUAUUACAGAGAUACAAUAACAACCAUCAUCAAAGGUUUGCAGUUGGAUCUGAUAAAGAUUCUAACUAUCUUCACCUUGAUUGAUUUCUCUUCCAACAAUUUUACCGGGUCAAUACCCAAGGAAAUUGGAGAGCUGAAAGCAUUGUAUGCCCUCAACUUAUCUGGUAAUGCUUUCACAGGCGAAAUCCCAUCAUCCGUUGGGAACAUGAGAAGCAUGGAGUCCUUAGACCUCUCACAGAAUCGUCUGAGCGGCCACAUUCCCCAACAGUUUGCAAAUCUCAAUUACCUUUCAUUUUUGAAUGUCUCAAAUAAUCAACUGAUCGGCAAAAUCCCAACCAGCACUCAGUUCUCGACAUUUCCAAAUACUUCCUUUGUAGGCAACCAAGGAUUGUGGGGGCCUCCUUUGACAUCAGAUACACCAGCCGUAUUGCCCCCACCUACGUUAAAUGGAAGCUCAAGUAAUUCUGGAGAUGAGAUCGAUUGGAAUGUUAUCAGUGUUGAAAUUGGAUUUACAUGUGGAUUUGGGAUUGCCAUCGGAUCGCUUUUGUUUUGCAAGAGAUGGAGGAAUUGGUAUUACAGAGCUAUGUUUAACAUCCUGUUCAAUACAUUCCCUCAGCUGGAACACAGAUUUGGUGUUAUUGGGGCCAGUGGAGUUAUUUGCAACGGCUCUGAAGAAUGGAUUAAUGGUUUCUUUCAUCAGGUUGGGACUGGUGAAGUUAUUCAGACUGAGGCUUGGAGACUCUUUACUGGCCUAAAACUUGCUAUUGAACUCCAUAUAAAAAAUCUUAAAGUUCAAAGUGACUCUGUUUGGGAACAUGGUGCUUGA